CUAAUGACGUGAAACUCUUGACCUGAUAAAUCAGCGACGAGUUUGGUUGAGCCGUGGUUCAUAUUUUGUACGGUGUUAAAACGUAGUUGAGAGCAAUUGUUGAUUCAAACCCGGAUUCAAAUCGCUGUACGUGAUCAAACUGUUCACACGUGAUCGUGUUACGGUCUGUUGAGUGAAAUCCUAUCCACAAGACGAAAGAAGUGCUUUCCUUUCAAGCGGAAAUGAUUUAAACAGACGCGAAACCCGCUUGCUUGCAAACAGUUUGAUCACGAACAGUAAUCUAAAUCAUUAACAGCUUGAUUCGAGCUACGGUGAAAAAGAUUCAGUUAACGGUACUGUGAAUUUAACUGGAGAUACCGUCAAAUACACUUCUCACGUUCGCGGCAAAACCAGACAAGCGUGAUAUACCGUCUCACCGAAACGUGCUUCAAAGGUUGGAGUUUUGGCAGAAAAUCCGGCCAUACCAAGAUCCACAAAGAAGACAUCAUGCCUUGGCGAAAUCUUGGAUAUGAUGUUUACAAGGCAAUUAUGGGGGAAGAAAUGUUUAAACAGAAAAUCGAAGAGUUCGAGAAGCCUCUUCCUCCACCCGGAAUAUUCGACGCUGCGAAACUGGCUUAUGACACCACCAAACUCAAGCUGCUAUUUGGUACUAAGGUGUUGAUAAAGGGCCAACGUGGAACGCAUCCAAUUGGGGUUGGAUCUGAGGGGAUCGCGACCAUUGUCUCUAAUCCCAAGUUCCCAAAGAAUGAGUUCUUCACCCCUGGACGUUCGUUUCCAGUCUGUCUCCGGCACUCCACCAUUCAAUCAGUUGAUGACGUGUUGAUUGAUUUCUGCGGCGGCGCGUUGAGGUUUGCCGGAAGUGACGACAUGGAGAGUCCGUGUGACCUUGUAAUGGGGACUGGCCCGACCACCCCCCUGUGGAGCGCUGGAGCUGUUUUUGACGCUGUAAGAGCCAAGGUUUCAGGAGAUUUGAAAACUUAUUUGCUGCUCGGUCCAGACCACUUGGCAGCCAAUAUUGGCGGCCUGCGUCAAAAACCUGACUCAUUUUAUGACCAGCGGUAUUACACUGAAGUGAUCUUCGACUUCAAGGCAUUGGAUGGAGUAAAGCGUUACGUCAGAUUCCGGUUGAUGCCAGCUGACGGAUCUCCGGAAACAGGUUUAUUGUCUGAAGAAGUCCAGUGGCAACCUUGGGUCAAUGAAAGAUCACCCAAUGAGACCUUGCCUAUGGACUACCUCAAGAGAGAGUACAGAGAGAGAAUAACGCGAGGACCACUGGAGUACAAACUCCAGCUACAACUCCAUGAAGCUAAGGACAAUGAUCCGCCGACGAUACUUCAAGUCGGGAGGGAAUGGGACGAGAGCUCGCAUCCGUGGUUAGAUGUAGCUGACAUCAAAAUGACGUCAUUACUGGCACCAACGGCAACAGAGCGUUUGAAGUUUAUUCAUACUAAUCUGCCCUCCACGAUUGGUUUGUUGCCGGCUCAGUCAAGCGACGACCCUAAUUGCGUUGUUCACAUUCGUAACGCAGUCUACGUUUGGUCACAGAAGCUUCGCGCCAACAGGUCAAACAAACCCGUCCCAGAGCACUUAGCGUCCUAUCACAUCCGAGUGGAAACUGGAAGCCAGUCCGGGGCAGGAACUGAUGCUUCUAUUUCCAUUUCCCUGACAGGAACCAAAGGAAAGACAGAUCUGAUCAAGUUAGAUAACUGGGGUAAUGACUUUGAAAGAGGAGAAGUGGACGAGUAUUCUAUUGAGGCCAUGGAUGUUGGAAAAGUUCUCAUGAUCCAACUUCAUAACGAUGGCGGUGGCUGGUGGUACAAGAAUCCUGAUUGGUUCGUCAACAAGAUCUCGGUGUUAAGUUCUUCGCAGGAGGACCCUUUCGAGUUUCCAUGCUAUCGCUGGGUGCUGUCAGAUUUAUCUGUCUUCGAAGGAAAAGCCAUUCUUCCCUUCCAAGACCAGCCAGAGGCCGUUAAAAACCAACGAAUCCUUGAACUGAAGCAGCGCCAAGAGAGCUAUAAAUGGGGAGACCAAGAAGUCUUCAAGCACCUUCCUGGUUAUCUUCAAGCCGUGAAACACUCGGAUAUACCAAGAGAUUCACAAUUCUCCAAAGAAGCCAAAAGUACCAUCAAGGAAGAUAAGCACAAGGCCACUGUGGACAUCGGGCUUGCUUAUUUGUCGACUCUUUUUGACAGCUGGGAUGAUUUUGACGACUUCCAAAAGAUCCUUAACAGGGUGUAUGAUGGUGUACCGAAGAUUGUGCAAGACGACCGGUGGAUGACCGAUGAGGUGUUCGCUUCGAUGUUCUUGAAUGGCUGCAACCCGAAUACUAUUCAGCGCUGCGACAAGUUGCCAAGUAAUUUCCCCGUGACUGACGACAUGGUCAAAAGCUUUCUGGAUCGCGGGAAAACGCUAGAGGAGGAGAUUAAGGCAGGGCACGUGUACAUCGUAGAUUACAAGGAACUUGGAGGCCUUAACAUCACAGGCGAAUCCACUUACACGGCACAGCCCCUGGGACUAUUUUACGUCAAGGCCUCGGGUGAUCUGGUGCCUAUUGCCAUUCAGCUACUCCAGCAACCAAGUGACACUAACCCAAUAUGGACUCCUGGAGAUUCGAAAUAUGAUUGGCUACUGGCAAAGAUGUGGUUACGUAACGCUGACCAUCAAGUACAGCAGGGAAGCACCCAUUUUCUUAGAACCCACUUGGUAAUGGAAGCAUUUGCCGUGGCUGCGUGGCGUCAGCUGCCCUCCCUUCACCCCGUGUUUCAAACAUUAUUCCCACACCUUCGCACCGUGAUGGCAAUCAACAACUUUCUUAGAAACGACACAGCUGAUAAUGAAGGAGCCAUGCGGUAUCUAAACAAGUCUUACAAGACUUUCAAGUUUGGCAUGUUGUCGUUACCUGACAUGCUGAAAGAGAGAGGUGUCGACGAUCCUGAGAAAUUACCCAAGUUUUAUUACAGGGAUGAUGCUCUCCGUCUCUGGGCAGCCAUUGAAACUUUCAUCAAAGAUGUAGUCGCCAUCUACUACAAGUCAGAUGAUGAUGUUGCCAAGGACAACGAACUUCAAGGCUGGAUUAAAGAUAUUCACGACAACGGCCUUCCUGUGAGGGAGGGUGACGUCAACCACGAGUUCCCAAAGAGCCUACAAUCACGUGACCAACUGAUACACGUGCUGACGUGUGUGGUGUUCACGUGUUCGUGUCAGCACGCGGGAGUAAACUUUGGUCUGAUGGAUGUAACAGGCUUUGUUCCAUUUACUCCUUCUCUGAUGCGUCAACCGCCUCCCACCAAGAAAAAUGAGGCAACUCUGAAGUCUAUUAUGAAGACACUCCCGAACAAGUCUCAGGCCGUUGAACAAAUAGCUCUUGUGUGUGUGUUAACACGAUUUGCAGAAGAUGAGCGUUUCCUUGGUGACAUCACACACAGCCUGUUGACCGGUGAUGCAGAGGAUGACGCAAUCACUCGUUUCCAGCGCGCUCUCCAGAAGAUCUCAGAUUCUAUCAAGGCUCGAAAUGCAUCAUUGGAUUUGCCUUACAUCAAUCUGUUGCCCGAGCGAAUUCCUGAUAGCAUUGGUAUCUAGCCAAGGCGGGGAUUGAAUAGGCCACAAAUUGUGGCAGACAGUAAAAUUUAAUACACAUUUAAGUAACAGUCAUUUUGCAUAAGAAAAUACGCCUGCCUCUUUAGAUUUGCAGUUCUUAAAGGAGCCACAUUACGCUUUGCGCAGUUUGAAAAGUUUAGCCUAAAUUUUUUAAGUUCGUCGAUUUCAAUCCGAGUUUAUUUUCUCCAUUCUUAUACGUCUUUGUUCUUUUAUGGUUUAUUAUUAUCUCAUUGCGGUUUUUCUAUUUUAGUCAACUCUUAGUUUUAGGUUUCCUUCAAUUUAAAGGUAAUUUUGUACGUAGCCAAAAUGGUUAAAAUGCCGUGACCGAGCUGCUUUAAAACUCUGAAUGGUAAAGCAAUUUCUUACAAAACACUAAUAAAACCCACAGAUAUUCUAAUCCCAAGUGUGGCAUAAAAUGGGAACGAAACAAUGAUAUAUUUACACUUUAAACUUGAAACUUUAAUGGAUUCAUCCUCUCAAAGGUUUUUCAGAAACUAUUCACAAUAAUAAUUAAUGAUAAAAAGACAAAAAUGAUGCUCUCUAGUACAAACGCCACCUAGAUGUCAUGAUGUAAAAAACAAUACGUCAGUUAAGGCUAUGGAGUCGUUUUUUCACAGCAGCUUCAAAUGUCUUUAGGGAUUUAAUUUCCUUAGUGACUUUAUCUAAGCUGUUCCAGAUAUUAGUUGCUCCAUACUUGAAGGUACGUUGGCCGGUGGCAGUUUUAUAUAGAGGUAUACGUAGCGCGUCACACGUCCGAGUGUCACGCGGAUAUGAAUGUUACGGUUAUUCACUUGGAAUGCAAUUUAUAUUAAACGUUGGUUUAUUGUA
This is a messenger RNA of Orbicella faveolata, 4425 nucleotides long. RefSeq names its product allene oxide synthase-lipoxygenase protein-like. Gene Ontology annotation, molecular function: oxidoreductase activity, acting on single donors with incorporation of molecular oxygen, incorporation of two atoms of oxygen; heme binding; iron ion binding. NCBI's taxonomy places the organism in Eukaryota, Metazoa, Cnidaria, Anthozoa, Scleractinia, Merulinidae. The record is from RefSeq and is a predicted model, not a curated record. Gene Ontology annotation, biological process: lipid oxidation.